Messenger RNA from Drosophila serrata, 986 nucleotides. Its product is annotated as enoyl-CoA delta isomerase 1, mitochondrial. Gene Ontology annotation, biological process: fatty acid beta-oxidation. The record is from RefSeq and is a predicted model, not a curated record. NCBI's taxonomy places the organism in Eukaryota, Metazoa, Arthropoda, Insecta, Diptera, Drosophilidae. Gene Ontology annotation, cellular component: mitochondrion.
UUUCCAUCGAGGAUCGGUUAAGGGGUGAUAAGAAGUUUAAAGAAACUUUGUCGAAUUAAAGCAAGAUCAUAUUUCAUCAAACAACAAUGCUCCACUUGAAUCUCUUGAGACUUGUGGCACGCGGAGGGCCAAAGAGGAUGAUGGCCACCACCACCAAGCUGACAUCGGUGGAGGUCAACGACAAGACCGGAAUCGCCACCCUCACAUUGAACCGGCCACCCGUGAACAGCCAAAACGUCCAGUUAUUGGAGGAUCUGCAGACGUCCAUCGCCGAAAUUGAGAGCAACAAGAGUCGGGGACUUAUUUUAACCUCUGCCUCUUCCAAUGUGUUUUCAGCCGGUUUGGACAUCACUGAACUGUACAAUACGGAUGAGGACCGCCUUCGGACCAUCUGGAGGGCACUGCAAAACGCCUGGAUUGCUCUCUACGGCAGCAGCUUGCCCACUGCCGCCGCCAUUAAUGGCCACGCACCUGCUGGAGGAUGCCUGCUGGCCACCGCUUGCGAGUAUCGAGUGAUGCUACCAAAUCGUCUUAUCGGACUGAACGAAACGCAGCUGGGAAUCAUUGCGCCCAAAUGGCUGAUGUCCGGCUUCCUCAAUGUCCUGCCCCAGCGAGUGGCAGAGCGUGCCCUUACCCAAGGUCGUCUGUUUACUACAGAAGAGGCACUGGCAGAAGGUCUGGUCGAUGAAAUCGCCAACACCAAAGAAGAGGUGCUGGAGAAGUGCUCUGCCUUUAUUGGAAGCUUUGCCAAGGUGAAUUCUCUGGCUCGGUCGCUAACCAAACUGCAGUUCCGGUCGGAGAACAUUAAAGAGUUUGAAAAGAUACGCAAUAAGGAUUUGGAGGACUUUGUGGCCCUCGCCAGCAGUCCUGAAACCCAGAAAGUUAUGGGCAACUAUCUGGAAACCCUAAAAAAGAAGAGUAAGAAGUAAGGUAUUUGUAUUUGUGCAAUUGUAUAAUCAUUAUACUGUUACUACUUUGAAAAUUAA